Molecule: messenger RNA, 971 nt
Organism: Aspergillus welwitschiae
Lineage: Eukaryota; Fungi; Ascomycota; Eurotiomycetes; Eurotiales; Aspergillaceae
Product: pre-rRNA-processing TSR2 family protein
Exons: 1
Coding region: 214-771 (185 amino acids)
Biological process (GO): maturation of SSU-rRNA from tricistronic rRNA transcript (SSU-rRNA, 5.8S rRNA, LSU-rRNA)
Cellular component (GO): nucleus
Source: RefSeq, a predicted model, not a curated record
UAUCAAAAAAAAUUUCAGGACGCAGACCAGCACCACCAUCAUUUUCCCUGCCCACAAAUAUACAAAUAACCUUACUUCACAUAUAAACUUCACAAGAUACUACUCCUAAUCAAAUCUAUACCCACGCACUCCACCAAUUCCUCCCAACACCCCUCAAAAACCAACUACAACCAAAACACCACCCACCUCCGACCCCGCCAUCCGCACGCAAAAAUGACCACUCAACCCCCCCAGACGGCAACCCAAUACCUCGACCUCGGCAUAACCCUCGCGAUCAAUGCCUGGCCGGCCCUGACCCUUGCUGUGCAAUCCAACUGGGGCGGCCCAACCUCCUCCGACAAGCGCGACUGGCUCUGCGGCGCCAUCUCCGAGAUGAUACAGGAGCGCCCCGAGACCGACGCCGAGGAUCUCGAGGAUGUGCUUAUCCAAGUGAUGAAUGAUGAGUUUGACGUCGUGGUGGAUGAUGAGAGCGCGGGGAUGGUUGCCGUGCAGAUUAUGGAGAUGAAGGGGCAGACGGAGAAGGGAGAGUUCGGGGCGAUUCAGGAGAUGUGGGAGAAGUGGCAGAGUAAGAAGGGGGCUUCGGAAAUUGCGGGGUUCCAGAGAGGUGAGGAUCAGGAUGAUGAUGACGACGAUGAUAGCGAGGAUGAGGACGGGGAUAUGGAUAUGGAUGAUGCGCCUGCGCCGGCGUUGGUGAGGGCGCCGAGGGAGAAGGUUGAGCCCGAGGUUGAUGAGGAUGGGUUUACGACUGUUGUUUCGAAGAAGAGGAGGUAAUCUUCUUUUCUUUCUAAGGUAUUGAUUGUUUUGUUUGAUAUUGUUAAAAAUUGUUUGUUGUGCUAGUGCUGGUUGAUUCCCCAUAGAAUAGACGCCUUGUUCAUGUAUUCUGGCUGUUUGCCUAUGCUACAGCUGUGUGAUUCAUGCGCGCAGUGAAUCCCUUUGACUAUCCAAAUACUGAAAGAUAGUAGAAUGCGUGA